UCUGAACAAAGCCAAGGAGUGUGCAAGAACUAGAACUAGAACUAGAACAAGAAAGCAAGACGGCGCCAUGGCACGGAUGUUGCUGCACGGGGUGAUCGACGCCAAGAUCCUGGAGGCCGACCUGUCCGUGACGGCGGAUGGGCAGCUGAGGCCGUCCCGGAAGACCCAGAUGAAGAAGAGGGUGUUCUCAUGGAUCAAGAAGAACCUGCCCUUCUGCAGCAGCCGUCAGACGCAGCAGGUGGAGAACGCCGUCGGCCUCGGCCCGACGGCCGGCAAGCUGUACGCGACGGUGGACAUCGACAAGGCGCGCGUCGCCCGGACGGGGAUGGUGGCGUCGACCGGCACUCCGCGGUGGGAGGAGUCGUUCCACAUCUACUGCGCGCACGACGCCAGCGACGUCGUCUUCACCGUCAAGGCCGAGAACAUCGUCGGCGCCACGCUCAUCGGCCGCGCGUACCUCCCCGUCGUCGAGGUCCUCCGGAGGAUGGGCGCGCCGCCGUCUGACCUGUGGCUCCCCCUCCGCGACGAGAACCGCAGCCCGCUCGGCGGCGGCGACCAGAUACGCGUCCAGCUCCGGUUCACCGACGUCGCCGCCGACCCGGAUUCUCGCUGGGGCGCCGGCGUCGGGAGCGCGGCGUACCAGGGCGUUCCCCGCACCUUCUUCCCGCAGCGCAGAGGAUGCCUCGUCAGGCUGUACCAGGACGCGCAUGUCGCCGAGGGCUUCGCGCCUCGCAUCCAGCUCGCCGGGCGCAGGUUCUACGAGCCGCGCCGGUGCUGGGAGGACGUGUUCGACGCGAUCACCAACGCCCGGAGGAUAGUGUACAUCGCCGGGUGGUCCGUCAACACGGACGUCGCGCUGGUGCGCGACCCGCGGCGGCCGUCGGGGACGCUCGGCGAGCUCCUCAAGAGGAAGGCCGACCAGGGCGUCACGGUGCUGUUGCUGGUGUGGGACGACCGGACGUCGGUGGGGCUCGGCCCGAUCCGCCGCGACGGGUUGAUGGCGACGCACGACGAGGACACGGCGAGGUACUUCCAACCCUCGAAGGUGCACUGCGUCCUCUGCCCGCGGAACCCCGACCAGGGCCGGAGCUACGUGCAGGACGUCGAGACGGCCACCAUGUUCACGCACCACCAGAAGACGGUGAUCGUCGACGGCGGCGGCAACCCGUCCGCGAACGCGCCGCCGGGGCUCGUGAGCUUCCUCGGCGGCAUCGACCUGUGCGACGGGAGGUACGACACGCAGGAGCACCCGCUGUUCCGGACGCUCGACACCACCCACCGCGGCGACUUCCACCAGCCCAACUUCCCCGGCGCCUCCAUCGACAAGGGCGGGCCGAGGGAGCCGUGGCAUGACAUACACUGCCGCGUCGAGGGCCCGGCGGCGUGGGACGUGCUCGACAACUUCGAGCAGCGGUGGCGCAAGCAGGCCGGCGAGGGCAAAGACAAGCUGCUGGUCUACCUCGACAGGAACUGGGCGGCGCGCGAAGCCGCCUCGGGCGACCCCGAGUCGUGGAACGUGCAGGUGUUCCGUUCCAUCGACGGCGGCGCGGCGGCCGGGUUCCCAGAGAGCCCCGCCGGUGCCGCGGCGGCCGGGCUGUCGUCGGGGAAGGGCGCCGUGUUCGAGCGCAGCAUCCAGGACGCGUACAUCCACGCGAUCCGGCGCGCGCGGGACUUCAUCUACAUCGAGAACCAGUACUUCCUGGGGUGCUCCUACGCGUGGCGGAGCCGCGACGACGACGGUGACGUCUUGAAGGUGGAGGCGAUCAACGCGCUGCACCUCAUCCCCAGGGAGCUCUCCCUCAAGAUCGUGAGCAAGAUCGAGGCCGGCGAGCGGUUCGCCGUGUACGUGGUGGUGCCCAUGUGGCCGGAGGGCGUGCCGGAGAGCGACUCCGUGCAGGCCAUCCUCGACUGGCAGCGCCGCACCAUGGAGAUGAUGUACAACGACGUCGCCGUCGCCAUCCAGGCCAAGGGGAUCCGCGCCGACCCCACGGACUACCUCAACUUCUUCUGCCUCGGCAACCGCGAGCGCUUCGUCCCCGGCGAGUACACGCCGCCGGAGCGCCCUGACCCCGACAGCGACUACAUGAGGGCACAGCAGGCCAGGCGCUUCAUGAUCUACGUCCACGCCAAGAUGAUGAUAGUCGACGACGAGUACAUCAUCGUGGGGUCGGCGAACAUCAACCAGCGGUCCAUGGACGGCGGCCGCGACACGGAGAUCGCGAUGGGCGGGUACCAGGCGAACUACCUGGCGUCGCGCAACCGGCCGGCGAGGGGCCAGGUGCACGGCUUCCGCCUCGCGCUGUGGCAGGAGCACCUGGGGCGGGCGGCGGCGGCGGCCUCCGCCGGGGGCGACCUCCUCCGGCCGUCGAGCCUGGCGUGCGUGCGGCUGGUGAACGAGGCGGCACAGCGCCACUGGGACAUGUUCGCGAGCGACGCGACGCCCAGGGAAGACCUUCCCGGACACCUCAUGGCGUACCCGGUGCGCCUGACGGGCGACGUCAAGGGCACGCUCGUGGGGAAGACGGAGACCUUCCCGGACACCAAGGCGAAGGUGCUGGGUGCCAAGUCCGGCGUCCUUCCGCCCAUCCUCACCACAUGAUCGAGCAAGGCAUGCAUGCAGCCCGUGCGGCGUGGGUGCAUGAACUCAGCAAUCUUAUCUGCCGUGUUGUUAGCCGGUAGUGUGUGUGUGUAUACUGUACAGUCAGGUAGGCUGUGAAGGUUGCUGAUAUGUAUGGAUAAAGGAUUGUGCCUAAUGGAUCCGAUGAUUCACAUAAUCACUUGUAAAUAAAUAAAAUAAGGUGGUGUUUGAAUGGGACUAAAACUUUUUAUCCCUGUCACAUCGGAUGUUUGGACAGUUAUUAUUAUUAGUAAUGUUGUGUU
This is a messenger RNA of Oryza brachyantha (malo sina), 2880 nucleotides long. Its product is annotated as phospholipase D alpha 1-like. The transcript has 4 exons. The record is from RefSeq and is a predicted model, not a curated record. Gene Ontology annotation, biological process: phospholipid catabolic process; phosphatidylcholine metabolic process. Gene Ontology annotation, molecular function: calcium ion binding; D-type glycerophospholipase activity. Bases 68 to 2599 code for a protein of 843 amino acids. Gene Ontology annotation, cellular component: plasma membrane. Lineage: Eukaryota; Viridiplantae; Streptophyta; Magnoliopsida; Poales; Poaceae.